UAUAAGUAUGGUGCAGGGCGGUGGCAUGUGUUGUGUCUUGUCAUUAUUUCGAUCGAUAAUUCUUUUGAGUAUUCAAGUCGAUCACUUAAUAUCAACUACUUCUUGUGUUAAUGAAUUUUGCUCAUCUUUUCUCUUAUACAUUACCUUUUAAAGACUGUCUUUAUUACGUCCACAGAAAGGAAGGUUGACUAAAUAGGAUAAGGAGAUUGAGGUUAUAUAAGGUUUUCGUUUUGACAGACGCGAGGCGCGAGCUCCGAUACCCGUGGUGGGAUGGUAAAGGAGGCGAUUAAAAAGUCGAACAGCAGAGAACGACGUUGUCGUUAGUUGAGUGGACUAGUUCAAGUCUGUAGCUUGCAUAUUUUAUUGGAUUUAAGCGUUCUUGUUAUCCAUUAUUUAUUUAGUGCUAUAAAAAAAUUGCUUGUGUCAGAUAACAGAUAAAGUGAACGAUUCGAAAUGGAUGAUAAAAAAACAGAACACAUUGUCAUGACACCAAAAUGUAAGACUGCAAAUUCUACAACUCUUAUAAUAGAAAGACAGGCUUUAGAACCCCCAACAGAAAAUGGAAAUGAAAACAACGUUCAUAUUGCUGGAGGAGAUCACAAAGGAAUAGUUAUUAAUAAACAAGCAGUUGCUGUUACAAAUGGUGAAAUUCAUCCAGCACAUCUUUGCUUACAAUUCAGAGUAUUCUUAGUGAGUGCUCAAAGUGGAAAACAUACACAAGAAUCUAGAACUCUUCAGUUUUGGUUUGUAGAUACACUUUCAGAAGCCGAACACCCAAGUGUAGCGCAAGAAUUCUUCAGAGAAUUAGUUACACCUCAAGAAUUUCCAAGAGAUUAUGUUGGAUUUAUCAAGAAAAUAAUGAAACUAAUGUUGCAUAAGUAUUCUACAAUUAAAAAGAUAGAAGUAGAAUUAAAACAGCUUGAAGAACCUGUUAAUCUUCCAACUAGACCAUCUGAUACUGGUCAUAUACUGUUCACAGUUCUUCCAUAUAAGAAAAUUAGUUGGAAAUCAGUAUCAACAGAUGAAACAGUUAUUGGUCAGGUAGUUGAACUGACUUUAGAAAAAGUGUUGGAACUUAUUGAAUCUGCUUACCCAAAUCCAAUUACAGUGACUGAUAUAGCAAAAGAACAUGGUUGGGAUCCUUCUGCUGUCGAAAUAAAAUUAAAAGAAUUACAAGAGAAGGGUGUUGUUAAAGCGAUGGAGCAUGGAGCUUUUACUAGAGUUGUACACCAAGAUACCCAAAUUCAAGUCGUAAAACAAAUGCCAACAAUGGCAAGUGCAAAACAACCUACUAUAGCAAUUAUUACUGCACAGUAUUGUGAAAAGUUGGCAGUUGAUUCUAUGAUUGAAAACAAAGAAACAUUUGUUCGUUAUACUACUGUUGGUGAGUCAAAUGUUUACACAUUAGGUAAUAUUGGUGCACACAGAAUUGUAUGCACAAAGUUACCCACUGUAGGUCAUACAAGAGAAGCAAUGACUGCAGCAGGAAAUACAACUACCAGAUUAUUAGGUACAUUUCAGAAAGUUGAUUUCGUUUUCUUAAUUGGAAUUGGAGGAGGUGUACCACAUUAUACAGAUUAUAAUAAACACGUACGACUUGGUGAUGUGGUUAUAUCUUAUCCUAUUCCUCUUAAUAAAAAGUAUAUUUAUGUUUAUUGUGAAAGUGCAAAGACAAAUGAGAGUGGAGAUUAUCAUUUUGAAACCAAAGAAUAUUGCCCACCAAAUUUAUGUCUUCAAGAAAUUGCUGUUAAUCUUAAAGAUCAGUCAGAGAAUGAGACAAAUCCUCCAUGGCAAACGUACCUAAAGGAAGGUUCAGAUAUUUUAACUAACCAGACGGAGCAUGAUUUUAAACCACCUCCACCAGAGUCUGAUAAGUUAUACAUGGCUAUUGGCGAAAGAGAUGUUAUUGAAGUUGCACAUCCUACUGCACCUGCAGAUGCGGCGAAUAAAAGAACAAAUGGCUGUCCACGAAUUCACUUAGCACCUGUAGCAUCUGGCAGACAUAUUGCACGCGAUGAUCAGCUUAGACAGAAAUUUGCAGCCCGAUUUGGAGCCCUUGCCUUUGAUGCAGAGAUGGAUGCUGUAGUCGAAAGUAUUUUGGGUAAUUGUCGUGAAAGUUUUGCCGUUAUUCGAGGUAUUUCUGAUUAUAAAGAUGGCUCUCGUAUAAAGGAAUGGCAGCCUUACGCGUCCUUAGCUGCUGCUAGUGUAAUGAAAUCUAUUAUUUGUGCUAUGGACCCACCUACUAAUGUGUAAUACACAAUUUCUGAUGCUCGUUUUAUUUCAUUCCCGACAGCAUUUUAUGUGAUAGUUGGUAAAAGUGUCAUCAUUUCGUGUCUUUUAUAUCGUAUCGUCGAUUUUUCAGUGCAAAGUGGACCAACUUCUUUUAUUGGUUAAGAGCAAUCGUUGUUUCAAUUAGUGCACAAACAGCAUAAUUCAGAAUUACUUAAGGAAUAGCUUAUUCUUCUUUUUUCUUAUAUUUUUUAAGUCGCAUUUAAUGUGAUAUGGAUCAGUUAUUUACUUGAUAAGCAGGAGAAAAUAAGAUCGUGACCAAAUAUAUAACGGUCAUAAAGUAAGAUGCACCAAGUGCAUUUUAAUUAUUUAAGAGAAUUGUAGUUAGUUUGAAUGAUUUUAAUCUAGUGACUUUAGAAUCAAGGACAAUUCAAUUUCACGUUUCCAAAUUGUUUUCAAAGAAUUUCUAAACUGCUAAAAAAAUGGAAUAUGUAUUCGAUUGAUAAAAGUGCUAGUUCACUUUUAAAAUUUAUUUCGAUAUGGCUAUUUGAAAAAUAUUUUUACAAUUUUUAUAUCUGAACAUAACUUUUCAAUAUUAUUUAAUAAUAUAUUUAUAAUAUCGAUGCUUCGAAUAUUGCUACACUUAUUCAUUUCCUAACGUAUUAUAACAGUAAUUUUAUAUAAUUUGAUGGAAUAUUAAUGUAUGGUUUUGCAGAAUUAUUUAUAUACUCUUUGUACUUUUCAUAUCUCGCUUAUUGCCUAUUGUAUUUAUUUAAGUAUAAUAUCGAGAAAUUUAUGUACUCAAGAAAAAUCAGUUCAAUGAUUCUAAAACUGGUGCCAUCUUUAUCCUUUUGAACACAAGAUCAUGAAAAAAUUUUUGCACAAUGCAUUUUUUUGAAAUGAAAGAACUAUACUUUUGAAAUAAUUACGUAAUUUAAAUUAUAGCAAUGAGGCUCUUGAUUAUCGAAUAUUAGCAGACAGGAUUCGAAAUAACGUAGGUAUGGGAACCACAGAAAGCUUUAAAUAAAGUCUCGGUAUAGUCAGAAAAAUAAUUUAGAUGUAGAAUAUGAUAUCUAAGAGUAAGGGCAGAAAGUACAUUUGGCAGUAUUUAUCUAAACACAACCAAAUUAUCGUUCAAAAAGUAAUUGUCCUACAAACUAUUAUAUGUUUGUCAGAGUAUAUUACCAUUUCACACAAAUCUGUUCGCUUUCUCCAUGAAGCGUAUAAUAAAUACAUCUAUACAUUCAAAUUUGAUGAAAGGAAGAAAUAUAAAUAAAUAAUGCCGCCCAAAACUUUAAUCGUACUUCAAAGGAGAUUAAGAACUUGAUCUUAAUAGUUAUAUUAUUAAUUAUUAUUAUAAAAUAUGUUUACUUUCUAAUGUGUUAUGAUUUUGAAUGAAAGAUUUUGAAACAAACAUAGAUUUUUGUUUCUUAACAAAUUUUAAUUUGAUUUCUGAAUUAUGGCAAAAUAUUUGCAUAUACAGGCUGUGUCCUCUAGGAUUAACCACUAUUUUUCAGAUAUUUCUAAUAAUUCGUCAAAGAAAUGUUUUGAACAAAAGUUAGUAAGUUUUCGGUUCACUACACAUUUGAAUAUUAAAAAUUUUCAAAAAUUUUCAAAAAUUUUAUCCAAUAAAAAAGUCAAGGGUACCAUAUGUUUUGGAUUUCAUGGAGUUGUAGUUUGCGUCAAAAUGAAUUCAACAGUCUACUAUACAAUGACUCUGAGAUGACUUUGCAUUCAGAAACUAAUAAAUUAAACAAAUCUAACAAUAACAAUCAUACCGUUUUGCAUUACACGUUACAAUGUACUAUUACUAAAUUUCUGAUUUUCAGCUCAUUUCAAAGUCAUCUCAAGGUGAUAGUACAGUAGGUCGUAGAUUCGUCUUGAUGUCAAUUAUAAUUCUGUCAAGUCCAAAAUAUAUGGUGCUAUCUAAGGAAGUCAACAAUUUUUUGGAAAUCUUUAAUAUCCAAAUGCGUAGCGAAUUGAAAACUGAUUAACUUUUGUUCAAAAAAUUUUUUGGUAGAUUGU
Molecule: messenger RNA, 4254 nt
Organism: Bombus impatiens (common eastern bumble bee)
Lineage: Eukaryota; Metazoa; Arthropoda; Insecta; Hymenoptera; Apidae
Exons: 12
Coding region: 454-2253 (599 amino acids)
Biological process (GO): nucleoside metabolic process
Molecular function (GO): catalytic activity
Source: RefSeq, a predicted model, not a curated record